Funneliformis geosporum is the source of this 2106-nucleotide messenger RNA. The record is from the annotation of a GenBank genome assembly. Lineage: Eukaryota; Fungi; Glomeromycota; Glomeromycetes; Glomerales; Glomeraceae.
AUGGCAAUGAGAUUCCGUAUCCAAGAUUUGAACCGGAAUUUCUUCAUUCGAAUAAAUCGUCCACAACAAUUACCUCCCGAAUGUCUCGUAGCGGUAUUUGAACUUUUAGAAAAUGAUAUUUCUGCGCUUUAUUCUUGCAUCAGGGUAAAUCGACAUUGGUGUCGUCUCGCCGUCCCCGUCCUUUGGCGGCGUCCGUUUGAACACGUGUAUCCAGAGGUGUAUGGAUCACGCGCAAUCAAUACUUACAUCAAUUGUCUCUCAAAAGAUGACAAACAACGGUUAAUAAGUAGUUACGUUGUUAUGCCUUCUCAACAAGUUCAACCAAUUUUUUAUUAUCCAAAGUUCCUUCAAGGAUUUGAUUGUGAUAAUUUCAUAUCAUCCGUGCGCGCUUGGUUACCCGGUGAUCCGGAACCUGAAUUGAUUCAACUCACGGCUCGGUUGAUUGGAAAUAUGAUCUUUCGUAGAUCACGCGGUUUAAAAAACCUCAGGUACCUACGUAAAGAGGUACCUGAUGACAUGACUUUGGUGGAUUUCUUGACUUAUACGGAAGUGAUUAGAGCGUUAACCAGAUUACAAAGGUUUGAAUUUCGUAGUUCGCACGUGGCGGAUAGGGAUUUUACGCGUGCGUGGCUCAACCUUUUCGCCAAAGCUUCCGCAUCAGCGAAAAACUUGAGACAUAUUACCGUUCACAUCAAAAAGAAGAAUCGCGACUCUUAUCUAGAGCUCGAUCAUUCAAUAACGGAUUUAAUAGGAGUACAAAAAUGUGUGCAAAGCAUCUCGGUGAAUUCAUUUUGGAGUACUUCAAACUCACAAUUAAUAUAUCAAGCCAUGUUACAACAUUCACGAUCACUGAAUUAUUUGAGAAUACAAGGUUUAUCAGAUUUACCCUUGUUAUUUCAAGUGUUGAGAUCUUGUAGAAAUUUAAAAACCUUAGAAUUUGCUCAAAGUUGGAUUAAAGAUGAUAAUUUCACGAUAAUACCUUCAAAGCAUACGUUAAGCAUCCAACACCUUUAUUAUUAUUUUGAUUAUGGACCUUUGGAUUUUAUAAAUGCGCUAUUACAAAUGUCAAGUCACAAUUUAAAAUCAUUUACAAGCAAACAAUUCACUCCUUUAAUCAUAACAACGAUUCGUGAUUACUGUCCAAACAUCAAACACUUAUGUAUCAGAUUAAUACCUUCCGAUUUUGCAUUAUUUGAACAAUUAUUGAACACUUUACAACUUGAACAUUUAACGAUACAAACACCUUAUAAUCAACCUCGAUUUACUCAUGAACAAAUCAUAAGAUUAGCAUUAACGUUACCCGAGUCUUGUACGUAUCUUGGUUUGGAUUUUGAUAUUUAUCCAAACGAAUUAGACGUAUUCUUGUCGAGAUGUAAAGCUAAAUUAAAAAUCCUCGCACUGCAUAAUAUAACAAAAAGUUACCAUAGAUAUUUGGAAGUUAUCACAAGGCAUGCGAAUUGUUUAAGAGAGGUUAGAUUACAAAGGAACAGUUCCAAUAUAUCCUUGACCGAAUAUCAAUAUAAAAAAGCGUUAAAUGGAUUAAAACACCGUUAUGCAAAUAAUUUAUUAAAAAUAUCUGAAGCCAAACCAAUAUCAUUUAGUUAUCAUGCACGUGAUCGUAAAUUAAUUGAUUACGUUAAUCGUGAUCGUGAUCUAUUUAAGAAACAAUGUUAUAUUAACUUCUUUUGCACACUUUGUCAAGAUCCAAGAGAACGCGGCUAUCGACGAAUACGAUACAACCGUCACGAAGAUUACGAUAAUGAUGAUGAUACUGAUAGCGAAUUUCAUAAUGGUGCUGUUGAUCAAUAUACAGAGCAUCUUAAUCGUGUAGAAAUUAUACCUGAAUGUUUAAGAGAAAAGUUAAACCUUAGAUUUAUGGCAAUAUAUGUACCCGCUUUUUGGAGUCUUGAAAGAGCUACCUUACACAAACAUAUAUUCACUCUUAUAAAUUUUAGUCUUAAAAUCUUUCCAUAUCAUCAUAAUGGGCGACUUCAAUACUGUUUCUUGGAUCUUUAUGAUAUCUCUCAAGAUCCUCACCCACAUAUAAAAGUAAAAGCAGAAAUAACAAUAUCAGUUCAAGCAGAAAAGAUGAUAUUUUCACCUUGA